AUGAAGCGGGAUGAUUUUCCCAUCCUGAGCGGUUUGGCGCUGACGUCGUCUGCGCCGUGCGUGCCUGAGGGGCGCGGCCUUCCGCUCGAGGCGGAAGCGGGCACCCCCGCGCCGCAAGAUGGCGGGCGCGCGCGCGAUGCGUUAUUCAACUGGGGCGGCCGUACGCGCACGCCUCGGCACGCGGAAGCGGCACGCCCGCUCUACACGCAUUCCAAGGAAGAAAGGAGGAACGGGAAGGAAGGGCGAGUUCUGGACACAACAGACACAAAUAAACGGGAAGAAUUUGAUUGA
Gryllus bimaculatus (two-spotted cricket) is the source of this 291-nucleotide messenger RNA. NCBI's taxonomy places the organism in Eukaryota, Metazoa, Arthropoda, Insecta, Orthoptera, Gryllidae. The record is from the annotation of a GenBank genome assembly.